Messenger RNA from Eurytemora carolleeae, 1771 nucleotides. Its product is annotated as deoxynucleoside triphosphate triphosphohydrolase SAMHD1. The transcript has 10 exons. Gene Ontology annotation, cellular component: nucleus. Lineage: Eukaryota; Metazoa; Arthropoda; Copepoda; Calanoida; Temoridae. Gene Ontology annotation, molecular function: dGTPase activity. The coding region runs from base 16 to 1620 and encodes 534 amino acids. Gene Ontology annotation, biological process: dGTP catabolic process. The record is from RefSeq and is a predicted model, not a curated record.
AUCUAGAUUUUCAAGAUGAUGAACGACUACAGCUUCAGCUCUGACCUCUCCAUGGAUACGUCCUCAUCCUGUCCUAAUACUCCAGAGAAAGACGGUGUCCCUGUGAGCACUGAGAGUCCCAGGGCUAAGGAUUGGCAGAGAUUGCUCCAGAUGUCUGAUGGAUAUGGGGACAAGAAUAUGUUCAUUAACGACGGUAUUCACGGACAUAUCAAGAUUCCUGGAAUAUGCCGUGCAGUUAUAGAUACCCCACAGUUCGAUCGUCUUCGUGGUAUUAAACAGUUGGGGACUACAUUCUAUGUGUAUCCUAGUGCUAAACAUACAAGUGCUAAACAUAUACCAGGUAACCAGUUAGGAGAGUUAGGAAUUCUAUUCUACGAUUAUCCUAGUGCUAAUAUACCAGGUAAACAGUUGGGAACUGCAAGCUACGGUUAUCAUAGUGCUAAACUUAUCAAGUAUCUAUAUCAGGAUAAGUUAUGUGUGAUGUUAGCUGGUCUCUGUCAUGAUCUAGGGCACGGUCCUUACUCUCAUCUCUGGGAGCACUUUGUAUCUGAAGCUAGACCAGAUAAUACGUGGCACCAUGAACAGAGCAGUAUUGAUAUGCUUGACUUUCUCAUUCAGGAGAACAAUCUUUGGCCUAUAUUCAUGGCCUAUGAUUUCACUAACUUGGAUCUUAUCUUCAUCAAGGAGUUGAUUUACGGCCCCCUCCCAGGCUCUGACGGAGUAUUCAAGGGCCGAGGACCAGAGAAACAUUUCCUCUACGAGAUCGUCGCAAACAAGAUAUCCAGCAUUGACGUGGACAAGUGGGAUUACUUUCUCAGGGACAACAUGGCGAUGAACAUUGGGCUCACCUUCGAUUACAAGAGGUUUAUCUGCAUGUCUCGCCUGGUGGAGGUCGACGGGAAAACCAGGCUCGCCUUGGCAGAUAAGGAGGCCCGAAGUGUUGAGAAAUUGUUUGAGGAUAGAACCCGACUGCAUGAGCACGGAUACCAGCACAGAGUUGUAAAGAAGAUUGAUCGAAUGUAUAUUGAUAUUCUUCUUAGUGCUGAUAGACAUGUGGAGAUCUGCGUAGAUAGAGAAGGUAAAUUUGUCCCUUUAUCUGAAGCUUGCAAUGAUAUGUUUGUGUUCUCCCAGCUGACAGAUGAAUUCUUGUUCAACACUAUCCGACACUCGAGAACAAAUGCUCUGAAAGCAGCGCGGCAAAUUAUUCACAGGAUAUCAACCAGAAAACUCUACAAAGUCGUAGGUUUGGUUGGACGAAGUGGGAGUCAUAUCUCCCAGAAGUUUAAUGAGCAUCAGGUCUCCUUGAAUGAGUUUGUAUUGAGAGCAAACGGUUCAUUAUCUCCUGAAGAUCUGACCCUCUCCUUGAAACGGAUUACCUCUGGUCUAGGUAGACAGAAUCCUGUGGAGAAGGUUCUGUUUGUAAACUCUAAAGGGCAGUCCAGGAACUACAGCUCAAAAUACCUGAAGGAGAUUAUGCCUGUUGAAAAGGAAACCUUGCUGGUAAUACUGAGGAGGGAGGGGGAGGAGUACAGGAAGGAGGCGGUGGAGUUGGUCAGAACCUGGCUCAGGCAAUCCUUCGAGGAGGAGGAUUAUGAGAUAUCCUCCUCUGAUCGAGAAUAGACGGGACUAGAUUUCAUUCCCGAAUUUUCUUAAAUAGCGAAAAAAGACAUGAUUUGAUAUCUGGAUAAAGCACAAAAUUUUAAGAAUGUAUGAUUUUUUUCAAUAUCCAGAAAUAGAAUUUGUCCAGAUUUUCAUCCUUGACACAAAGGAA